This is a messenger RNA of Miscanthus lutarioriparius, 1572 nucleotides long. Lineage: Eukaryota; Viridiplantae; Streptophyta; Magnoliopsida; Poales; Poaceae. The record is from the annotation of a GenBank genome assembly.
AUGGGCCUGCUCCUCUGUCUUCAGCUUCCCACGGCAAUGUUCGGCCCAAUGGCCUUUCUUGCUACAAUGCUUGCAAAUGUCGUCUGGAUUGGCUCGACUUGCGCCAGAGCCGGAUUACAUGCAGGAAGUUACAGCGAUCAGCCACACAUUGCACUAUUGAGCAAGUCCAUCCCCAUGCCCACGAUGCUGCUGAAGACCCGUUCCUUCAGGUGCCUUCUAUUCUGCAGUCAGCAGGAUGGAAGUGUCUUUGCUUUUGAAACAAAAGGGACACCUUCUUCCAUAUGCAGUCGCCGCUUCUCCCUCUCAUGCAGCAGCGGCAGCAGCCCGUCUCCUUUCUUGUGGGAUUCAUGUAGCACACCAUCUUCUGUCUUCUGGCAUUCACGGAGCACGCCUGGUAGUUUGGACCCUUCACAACUGGAUGACCCUUCUCUCGAGAAUGCUGGCUCCAUAUUUGAUGAUAGCAGGCUCAUUGCUAUCCUUGGUCAUGAGUCAAUUGAUGCUUUGAGGGAGCUAGCCCACUGCCCGAAUUUGACUGAAUGCUCACAAGGAUGGCACCAGGCAUUUCAAUCAAAGAACUCUGAGAUAUCUAGUGGAUGUCAAUUGAUUGGCGGCAUCGAUUUGGUUUUUGGAGCAAACUCUGAGAAUUUUGGGGAGGAAUACUGGAAGACCAUGAAUGGCUGGCCUGCAGCAUUUGAGCUUAUUGUUAGGGUUCUCAAUACCACGCAGCAACAACUUAGCCACAACAGCAGUGAAUGCAAUGGACUCACACUUGACAGGCUCUCAAUAGCGGCAAAAAAACUUAUAAACCGAUUGCUUGAUGUUGCGUCAGAUGUUGCUGGGGCGAGGAAGCCACCAGAGAAGUUAUUUUCUAUACUAUACAUGCGCAAAGCAAUUAUUGAUUCAGAUGCCUCUCUCAGGAGAGUGCUCCCUGCAGAUUUUGUGAGUAAGGUAGACAGAGUCAUCACAGUACUGAAUGAUUCAGCAAGGGGAAUACUUGGAGAUUUUAAAGUGUUGAUCCAGAACUAUAGCUCGCAGAAAGUAGAGCAGGACGGAAGCACCUUACUGAUAACCAGGUAUGUCAUGAAAUACAUCAGAUUGCUGAUAAAGCAUGCUGGCUCGCUUGAUCCCAUUUUGGGCUGUGGUCAAAACAGCGACUUGUUUGAGGGAGAGGUCGAGCAUUCGGAUAUACAGCUGAUACUCGGAGCUGAGUGGCUUAAGCAGCGCAGGGAUGAAUUUGAUAUGUACAUGAGGGAUUACAUGUCCUCGACAUGGGAAAAAGCCACAUAUCAUUUGACAGUUGCAGCAAGUCCCCCUCAUAAAAGACUUAGGCCUGGCCUCCUUGGUAUCUUCCACACAAACGCAAAACCACGUUUUGAUUCUUGUUUCAAGGAAACCUGCGACUCUCAAAUGCACUGGAAGGUGCCGUGUCCAGUUCUCCGGUCCAGGCUUCGUGAAAGCAUCUCGGAGCAUGUUGUUGAAGCCUACCAGGUGUAUUUGGAAACUCUGAACCAGCCUUCGAUAGGAAGUGCUGGGGAUUUGAAGAGCAGAGUCAGUGAAUUGUUUGAAGGGUGA